Molecule: messenger RNA, 12930 nt
Organism: Osmia bicornis bicornis
Lineage: Eukaryota; Metazoa; Arthropoda; Insecta; Hymenoptera; Megachilidae
Product: protein couch potato
Exons: 9
Coding region: 1163-2143 (326 amino acids)
Molecular function (GO): mRNA binding
Source: RefSeq, a predicted model, not a curated record
CCUGCGUACCAGUCGUGUCGCAGUGCUUACGUAACAAUAUUAUUAUUAUUCUUACUUGCCUGGCCGGUGUGUUGUUCAUUUAAAAUCGCGGUCCAACAGUUUACGUUCGUCUCGAUCGAUUAUUCGCCUUUCGCUCGGUCUCUCAGUUUUUAAUCGGUAUAUAAUUCUAUACGAAACAAAAUCGAUCUACAUUAAUAUAUAUAUACAUAUAUACACGUAUUAUCUCGUCUCUCUAUAAACAUCAAGUAAACGCAAUUACACACGACAAAAUCACGCGCCGCGAUCGCGAAAAACGCGCUUAACGUCUCCCGCGAAUCGCUGUUACCCGCCUGUCUGCGCACGUCGUGCGGAUACAUUUGAACCGUCGGUCAACGUCGUCCACGUCGCCGUCAUCAUCGUCCCCGUCGUUGUUCUCUGCGUUAUCGAUUGAUACCACGAUUAAUCAAAAUCGCCGAACGUGAUACGUCAAGAGAGAAGAUCGCUCCAAGUCUGCUGUAUGGGCUACCUGUCGGUUGAUAAACAAGUGCCGUCGACAAGCUACCGUCGAAGAACACGUUCUGUGGGUUCGGCCCUUCUCCACGGGCACGGUGUAUCGAUUGCUCUAAAAUAGACGCGUGGGAACACCUGCAGGCUACAUACACAUUCUACCUAGAGUUCGGACUGUCUCAUUCCCUCUGUCCCCCUCUCUCUCUCUUACUUUCUCUCUGCAUUGGUCUUUCCUGACGCCCUUGCAGCGCGUGACAGGUGCAGGGAGAACGGUAGCAGCACCGCGCUGUCAUAAGGCUGGAGGAGGUGGUGGUGGCGGUGGAGGCGGAGGUGCAAGCGUCAAGGAAGAAACGUAACAGGAAGCGGAAGAAGUAUAACGACGAAAAGGAGUAGACAGAGAGAGAGAGAGAGAGAGAGGGUAACGGAAGAAAGUUGAAGGAAGUGGAAGAAGAGGUAAAGGUGGAGAAGGAGGAAGGAGGCGAAACGCCUGGGUUUCUCGCGAUAAAAAGGUUAUAUCCAGUGAUACGUCCUGGAGGCGCCUGUCGUCUUCGCCGGUACAACCAUAACGCCGCCCGCUUUAAAACGCCCGAGACGGGAUACGGUGGAUUCAUCGCCGCCACCCGCUCGAACCGCAGCCCCCGGAAACCCCGGACCAUCCAGCAAACUCGCUUGCAUCAUGGACGCACCGCUCUCCCAGAGUAUGGACUCCGUCAACACGGUGGCCACCGGUGAAGACGAGGUACGCACCUUGUUCGUGAGCGGCUUGCCGAUGGACGCCAAGCCGAGGGAGCUGUAUCUCCUGUUCAGAGCAUACGAGGGCUACGAGGGGUCUCUGCUGAAAGUCACAAGCAAAAAUGGGAAAACAGCGUCGCCGGUGGGGUUCGUGACUUUUCACACAAGAGCAGGUGCAGAGGCGGCGAAACAGGACCUACAGCAGGGGGUUAGAUUCGAUCCUGAUAUGCCACAAACCAUACGUUUGGAAUUUGCAAAAAGUAACACAAAGGUUAGCAAACCCAAGCAACCAGCCGCUGCAGCAGCCACCUCGCACCCUGCUCUGAUGCACCCUCUAACUGGACACUUAGGGAGCCCAUUCUUCCCUGGUGGUCCUGAAUUGUGGCACCAUCCAUUGGCGUACUCGACCGCUGGCGAAUUACCCGGCACCCUGCAACACGCGACGCUGGUGCAUCCGGCGUUACAUCCUCAGGUCCCCGCACCCAUGUCUCUGCCGCAUCCAACGACGCUGACGUCGAUACACGCGUCGCUGCCCCAUUUCCUACCCUCCCCGGCAUUGGCAUCGCCGGUGGGUUCACCCUCGUCUCAGCCGAACAUAGCAGUGAGCAACGCACCCUGUUCCACCCUGUUCGUGGCGAACCUUGGUCAGUUCGUGUCUGAACACGAGCUCAAGGACAUCUUCAGCAGUUUUCCUGGUUUCUCCCGGCUUCGUAUGCACACGAAGGGAGGGUCGCCAGUGGCCUUUGUCGAAUACCAAGACGUUCGCUACGCGGCCCAGGCGAUGGCCACUCUCCAAGGAUCCUUUCUCCUCUCCUCCGACCGGGGAGCAAUACGAAUCGAAUAUGCAAAGUCAAAAAUGGCCGAGGUGGGCUUUACAAAUCUCUGGAUCGAAGGAUCAAAGAGAGAAGAAAACGGGCAACCUUAAGAUCGACAUCAACGGCAUGUAAAAGGAACGAGGGAAGAGCUGACGUGCUUACACACACACACGCGCGCACACCCCCCAUCCAUGUUCGACCGAGAAUUCCACCCUUUUACAACGACUAAGAAACCAUCCACGACUACGAGAAAUUUCGUUAUCAGAUGGCAAGAUUUAUGUCAUUUGGUGAGCAAAGAAAAAGAAAAAAAGAAAAAUCGAUGGCACGAUAGGAGAAGACCUCGAAGGGAUGGGGGCGGUGUGAGAUGGGUGCGAAAGGAAGAAAAGAAGCACGCAGAGAAAGGAUAAUCUAACCACCCGUACACACAGAGAUAAAAAAGAAAAGGGAGAAGGAGAAAAUUAAUAAGAUGAAACGAGGGGGAUGUGUUUCUACCCUUGUUUCUCGCGAAGCAGCUAAGUAGGCAAAUUCUUGUAAAUUGUUGCGGAUAACAACAAUGGCGUUAUUAAGAGAUUCGCGACUCGCGGGGGGCCCAAAAUAAUCGCGUAUAUAAUGAUAUUCCUAGGUAUAUAUAUUUUUUAACGACUUAACUUAUCGAUUCGAUUUAGCCGUGUACUACCUUGUCUAUUUAUUUUCCACCGAGUGUUGCGAUUGCGAUUCGACGACGACGACGAAGAAGCGAGAGACGACGACAGACACGAGGAUAAAAGAAAACGCGGAUUACAGGGAGGGCCGAGUCGGAGGGGCGUCGCGACGCUCCUACGAAUUUACACACGCCGCGAUUUCGACAACCGUCACACGAUUUCGUUUCGUACCGCUCCACAUUCAUAACACCUACACUCGUACGACAUCCGGUGAGAAAUUUCCAAUUAAUACCAUAACCGUAUUCUUUCAUAGCACACUGGGCUAUUUCUGUGAUCACCACUGACAGGAUUUGGCAUCAAUCAUUUAAUAUAAUCGAAUGACUGAAAGAAAAAUAAUUAAAGAAAAUUUUAGGUAACAAUAAUUACACAAAAUAAUUGCAGUUAUGGCGUGCCUUAAUACACAUGGCCAUUUUCACCGUGUCAGUCAACGCGUUAAAAUUCAACAAAUAAUUUUAAUCGACUGUCCUUGGAAUUACCAGUGACCAUUCUGGGUCAAUGCAUUUUCAUUAUGAAAAUAAAUGAUUUGAAAUUUUUCACCGAUGAUGUACAUCCAUAUACACAUCAGAUAUCUGUGUAAAAGCAGGAAGACACUCUCGAAGUUACAUACAAACACACAGUCCAUAAUCGCGGAAGAUUAUUUUCGAAGGACCGAGCCCCGCGCUGUCUUCGAAGAAAUUAUUAACCCCUUCUAGACAGGGGUGUACGUGAACGUAAAACAUUGAACACCAACGGAGAGAAAAAAAUUUACGCGUUAGAAGGAAAGCAACAGGACUCCUUCGAAUAGGAAUUUAUUCGAAAGAAAAGAAAGAUGUGCAACUCGAUUCGAUACCAAUAACACACUUGUUACGGCCGGUGUUUCACAGAGAAAUUGCGAGCGAACCUGAAGCGCGUUAACUAGUUUCCGGAAGUACUAAUUGGACGAAGGCGUGUCGGUACCGGGAAUCACGCGUUGGAAACGAUAUAACUCGGUAUGAAGAAAACGGAUAUUUUGGAGACAACCGCGGUGGCUCGUUGACAAAAUUGCGCGAUAUAGAUAACAAAAGUUGAAAGAGGAAGAAGAAGAAAAAAAAAGAGACGAAGACGAGUACAUCAAGCUUAAUACCAAAGGUGCCCUAAGAAGCGUGUAUUUAUGUUUUAUCAUUGGCGCGUCGCGAAAGGCGAGCAUUAUAUACAUUUAAUUAUGUAUCUUGUUAAGGAGAGUCUAAUAUCCUAGACGAGUGUGAUGGUCGAAUGAACGAAUACGUGUUGGAAGAGUGAUAGGAAGAUGCGCGAAAGUGUGAGUAAAUGAGGCAGAAAGAAAGAAGAGAAAUUGUGUAUUUACGUAAUAAUCUUAUACAUACAUAUAUAUAUAUAUAUUAUAUAUACAUAACGAAUGCGAACAUAUCAUAGGAUUAAGACAGUAGAGGGAAAAAAAAAGAAGUUAAAGUUUCUUUAAGAAAAUACUUUUAAACGAUCUGUCUUUGUAGUGGCGCAGAUACAGACAGAGGGAUACGAAGGUGGUGUGUGCCCUGCGUGCUAGAUACGACGGCCAACUCGGCACGUAAUUUGCCCAAGUGCCUUCCCGUUGGUCGAGUCAUGCUGUAAUCGUACCGUGCAUUAAGUCUCGUCCCGAUUUCAAAUCGUCGAACUCUCCCAUAGUCCGAUCCCUCUUAAACUUCCCACACCUCUGCUCCUCUCCAGACAACAUGGAUUACAUAUUAGCCGCAAUCCUGAAUAUACAGGGUGUUGAAAAAUUCCCUGAUGACCUCUGCACCGUUGGAUAGAUCGCGAGAAAUCGGAGCGAAAAGUUCUGUAGCAUUUUUCGAUGGGAUCAGUAGUUUAGCCACAUUUCGUUGUUGAAAAAUGAAAAAUUGACCAAUCAGCGCGCAGCUCGAGUGGCAAGACCCGCGGAGUAGGGGACUAGCCUCCUCUGCCGCCGCCUAGAGUCUCCUAAAUUGACCAAUCAGCGCGCAGCUUGAGUGGCAAGUCCCGCGGAGUAGGGGACUAGCCUCCUCUGCUGUCGCCGAGAAUCUCCUAAAUUGACCAAUCACCGCGCAGCUCCAGUGGUAAGACACGCGGAGUGGGAGACUACACGGAAUCGGAGUCUCCGUUUGCUUGCUCCGCCCUCGCACCUCGACUCUGGGCGUGGCUCGGCGACGGCAGAAGGGGCCAGUCCCCUACUCCGCGGGUCUUGCCACUCAAGCCGCGCGCUGAUAGGUCAAUUUUCAACAACAAAAUGUCGCUAAACUACUGAUCCCAUCGAAAAAUGCUACAGAACUUUUCGCUUCGAUUUUUCGCGAUCUAUCCAACGGUGUAGAGGUCUUCAGGGAAUUUUUUAACACUACAUAUAUAUGUAUAUAACCAGGAGACGCUUCUUCUAAACUAAUUAUCCAAAAAGCUGUUCGAGCCUGCCUGAUAGUUUUCUAUCGUCUGAUGGUUUUCUACUUUGUAGCCGAUUCACAAAGGACACAGAGCGCUGCCUCAGCGUGGACAGUGGUCUCCUUAGGUUAAUUGUCCUGGGUAGAAAAUAUACGGAAUUCCGAGUGUUUCGACAAAUGGAAAAAUGGUAAAUAAGGACACUUUAACUAAGGGGAGCAGAGUAGGGUAAUAAGGUGACACGUAAAUCGAACAAAGUAGCGCGAUGCGUGAUAUGCCGCGUUAAGAACGAUCCGCCUGGCGAUGGCUUAACGCGGCAUGUCACCUUUCGCACUGCUUUAUUUCGGUUCCAAGUUGUCGUGUUGCUAUCUCGAUAACUCAUAGUUGUUCUAUGACAAGGAUAGACAUUAUGGACAAUCCCAGAGAGCGAUACGAUGCGUUGUGAUCUAUAAAAUUGAAGAGAUAAUGAGACAUGCCACGCUACGCUGUUCUAAAUCUAAUUCGAGACUUUAUAUUUAACAGUCGCUGAAUUACCAUUUUCCAAAGUAUCUUUCUUGAACUAAGGUUUUCGAUUAAAAUGGCAUGUUACUGCUCUGAUUUAUUUAGAUACACAAUGCGUCGGAUUGAAAACUUGCCCAAAUGUCCAUUCUUACUCUACGAUACUAUAAAGAAUCUUCGAACUUCUCACGGAACGAAAGGUUUUUCGUUGUAACUAAAAGGAAGAGAAAAGAAAAAGGAAAACGUAAAAAAAAAAAAAAAAAUGAAUUCUUCAACGGUGAUCGAAACUGUUUUUUCGUAUAAGUACUCUCUCAGAAAGAAUCGCAUAUUUUUCUCGUAGAUUCGUCUGGUAAAUUUCUACGUAUCGGCUUCGGUCGAUCGGCAGCUUCUUCUCAGAGUUCAAAAAGCCAAUCCUCGUGCUAUCCUCGUCGAACAACCACUGGGCAUUUAUUAGGACGCGUCCGCAAUUAAUAGUGGCGAGUGGUGAUUAAAUGAUUAAGGGUAAUAGUGGUAGGGUGUUAAGUGAACCGCGUAUGCGCGCGUAGUCGAAAUUAAAUCCAUCGUCGUAACUCACCGACGCGGACGUCUAAUUUCGCGUCGUUACAAAAGACGUGCACUCGUCGGCGACAUGCAGCGGCCGUCGUGUAAUUGCACUCGAGCCACGAGCACGCUCCUUUAUUUUUCUAUUUCCACCGAGUGUACGCGGAAAAUAGGGAGAAUCGAAUUUCGAACCGGCACUUGGACUAUUUCGACCCCGUCGCGAUAUGAAACUCGUGCAAUGAAGCAUGAAAUCGUCUCGUCUCGUUGUUCGACGAACUGAUUGCUCGGUUUUCCUUUCCGAAACACUCGGUUGUUUAACAAGAACGGAUCCAGAACUCUAUUUCAUAUUUAUUUACUAUCAGUUUUAUCUAACGGUAGAUUAAAUUGAAUUCGCAUAAAUUAUUAGAAAAAUGUGUAAUUAAAUAAGAGAUAUGAAUCCACCCCUAUUGGGGAACAAUCUAUUUCAAAAUUAAUCAUAAAUCAUUCGUGUUACUUCUUUUUAUAGAAGAAUUAAAAUUUUUUUUUUUAUUUUCUUCGAGAAUGAUUUACAAUUUGUUCGUAAGAACAUUCGGCAAAUCGGUAUGUCGAGUUGAAAUAGUAGCUUGAAGGCAUUUUUCCCAUGCCUUAGAGUUAGAUACGUUUCUUCGUAUACUUUGUAUGUCCUAGUUUGUGAUGCUUUUUACCAAUUAAAGAAAUAGUCUAAUUAAAUGAUGAUUAGAAAGUUUCAUCGCAGCUGGAGUAUUUUAUUCUCUUUGUUCUCUAGAGAAGAUCGGUGUCACUUAGAAGUGUAGGCGGAACGAAACCAUCUUCCUAGCGUGAAGCGAAAAUCCAGCUGUCUGAAAGAACAUGCUUUUCGCUCCUCUCCGUUUCCGGGGAACUGGACCGUCACGAAAUUCAGAGCGAGACCAAGUGUCCCUUUUCUUGACACGCUGGAAACGGUAAACGCAGCUUGUCGAACAACGAGACCGCCCAACGGAACCGUAAUCGGUUAAGAAACUGGUUGAAAAUUAACCGAAUGUCUUUGUGCUCCGAAUCCACGCUCGCGAUGCUUCACGUUUCGAAAAUAUGCCGCUGAAUUCGCAGACGAAACACGGAUAGAAAAAGAGAGAGAAAAAAAAUAUGAAGUUUCAGGGUUGUCACUCUUCUGAUACAUAUCGUUAGAUCGUUAAGGGCUUGUCGAACAGGUCGUUUAAGAUACAUAAUUGUCCUGGAAAGCGUAUUAGGGUCGUCCUUUAAAAAAUUAAAAAUUAAUAUCGCAAGAACGAUCCUUAAUUUUCAUCCAUACAUAUUGCAAUACUUUUCUAUCGAAAUUGUAAAAUAAAAUAUGAGAAUAUUCCACUUAAAUAUUUUCGUAAGAAAGCAAACCACUACAAAGUAAGAUGAUUCAAUUUAUAAAUCGCGAUCGUCCCCAAAACGAUCUAAAUGAACGAUUAGAAAAUGAAAAGAGUUUUCUUUUUACGCUUGAAAGUUCUUGACGACUCGAAAAAAACGCUUUCCAUCAGAUUUUUAGCGUAAACGAACGUGUUUAAUCGCUUGAAUCCGCAAUCACGUCGAUCCCCGAACAUAUCACCGAAUUUCUGACUCGUUAGAGAAUCGUCGAUAUACAUAUAUUCAUAUAAAUAUAUAUAUAUAUAUACACGCAUUAUAUAGUACGUGACUGAAUAAUUCUUUGUUUUUCUCCUGAUAGUUAAUUAGAAGAACUCUGGAUCCUUUUAUCGGUGUGUCCACUAUAUUCGUUAGAGGGCUUGUUUUACAAUUGAUAGGAGAAAAGGUAAAGGUUUCGAUGGAAUCGUAGUCAAUUCGUGUCCGAAAGAAUGUGAACGUUCACGGUGAACGAUUUUAGAUAAUGUGAUCAUUGAAAACGACGGAAAGUAUAGCCUAAGUUUUAACCCAAGCGAGGCCUUACAUUUGCGAAUUCGGAGAGAGCAGCGAUUAAGCGGCUCGAUUUUACCCCUUUCGUUUUAUGUUCCACCAUAAAAUACAGAAUAGUCAACCCUUUGACUAUGGUGUACUAUAUUAAAUUUAUAGCGAUUAAAAUUGGCUAAAAAUCGAAAGGAAAAUUAGAAUCUCAUAUUUUUAAUACUCGCAAUAAUACAAUUCGUCAAUAUUUUAAAUUACUUAUCAAAGCUUUCAUAGUCAAAGGGUUAAAAGAGGAUAAAAAAAAAAGAGAAUCAUUGUUUCACGUGUACUCCCAGUUCCCGAAUCUCUAUCCCAAAGGAAAUCACUCGUCACCGAUCCUUCUUUCGACAGUUUCAAGUCCCUGUAUAGAAAUCGACUAAUGUAAUUGAAACCGUACGGGAAUCGAACCGUAAUUAACAGCAUGAAUGAAAAAAUGAAGGCUCUCGAAUGCCUUUCACGGGGCAACGUAUUCGCUUGACCUUAACGUAAACAUAUCAUUUUACAAUUUAAAACAAUAGUUAUACUGCCCAAGAUAGAGCAAAAGAGAUACGUGUGCAUGUAGGUUUUACGGGUGUGAGAGAGAGAGAGAGAGAGAGAGAAAAAGGAGAGAGAGUUUUCGUAGUUAAUUAGACCGAUGAGAUUCGGUCCCAAAAAUUGUACAAGGACGCGUGAAAAAAAGAAAAAUUAAUUAACACAUCUAACGGAGUGAUAGCGACGUGAACGGGUGGUGCGUAUCGUCCACCUUUGUCCACGAUUCUCGUUCGAAGCUCAGAAUUUUAAAGAAAACGACGUAUAUGACGUUGUUACCUGUGUAAUUAACAAACAAUUCUUCGCCAUUCGUGGCCAAGCUUUUGCUACUUUUGUACGAAAACGAGGAGAUACUCCAACGAGACGAAAUAUGUCUACGAGAGACCAAAGGAGCCGAAGACGGUUGUUCGAAAUUGAACGACACAAUUUUUCAAUUAUCCGAUCUAUCGCUUCUUUCAUUAUCUAUUACUCAAACGCUCCGUCGUAUUCAACCGGCUCGUUUCGGAUAUUUUUCAUCAAAUUAUAGAUUCCGAAUCAGCUAAUCGCGAAAAUACGAUUCCUCUGGCAAGAUACGCUUGGCACCUCUCGAAAAUGAUGAAAAUUCAUAUCGAUGAAGAUGAAUUUUCUCAGCAAAAGUCUACAAUGAAAAUUAGAAAUCCGAAACGAGCUCGAAGGAUCGUGUUCGCUAUCGAAGACAACGAGAGAAAAUUAGGGAAAGCGAAAGUGUGCUGAGCGAAAUGUUCGUUCGUUUCUUCACUGUACGACUUGAGACAAACGAUAGUCGAUCGAUUCUCAAAGAUUCACGAGCUCGAGAACGAUCAGACGAUCGUACAGUGAAUAAAAAAUAGGGAACGAUAGGAACUUGGACUUCAAGCAUCGAUCGACGCAGUUGAUUUGCAUUGAAAAUGAUAAUUAGGAGAUGAAUUCGCUCGCGAUCGAUGGUUCGUUUAGAUUGAAUUUAAAAGUGCUUUACAUGUGAACUAAUUCAUAUCAGUAGACAGUACGUUGUACACAGUUUACAUUAGUAGAAAUUGAUAUAAAUAUGGAAAGUAUAUAUAGUUAUAUAUAUAUAAAAGAGGAGAAAGAUAUAGAUAUAUGUAUAUCGGGGAAAAGUGCGUCGUGAAAAAAAGGACAGAAAUGUGAAUGUACACGUGAAUCAGAUAUUUUGUACCGUGACUAGAGAGUUAUUCUAACGAGUCGAUUUUUCUUUUCUUUUUUUUUAAUAUGUAGAGUACUGGAAAUAUUUAUGGCAUCAAAAUUUAUAUAUGAAUUACAUAUAAUUUUCAUAAUGAUGUAAUAAUUGAUAUAGUGGUUCAUAUUAUAAAUUCUUGCGAUUUUAUAUUUAAUAAGUAUUUAAGAAAUGCAAUAAAUAUUUCAUUACGAGGACACAUUGAUCGAAGCUGAUGAUUGAAAUCUAACAUAAUCUCUCAGAUAAUCAAUAUACAUUAUCAAUACUGUCAAUUUAUUGACAAUACAUUCAAUUAGAAUUAUAAUUCAACAAUGUCUAAUUAAAGAAAUCUGGUGCAGACGUUAUUAUAUUAAUUAUCAAUAUUUUAUCAUUACUUAAUGAUUUUAAUUUUCAUUAAAACAUCUCGGAAAUAUUUUAUAUAAUAACGAUGCACGUUGAUACUGAGGAUGUAUAUUGAUCAUCCGAGGGUUAAUUAAGAUCAACUUUGACAAGAAGAGAAUACGAAUACUACGAAGACGAAAAGAACACCAUUUUGCAUACGAUACUGCACAAUACGAAACAAUAUUUUAUACCGAAGAUAAAGGGAACAGAAGAAUAUCUCUUUGGGAUGCGGUUUAUGAACGCCAAAGAUGUCAGCAAAGAUACCACGUACAGCUAUCCAAAGAUAACGAACGAAUGAUUCGCAGCGUUAACACGUUGAAUACCGUACAGGUGAUCGUUGAUCAGCCUUACAAUUCUAAAUGGCAAUAAUAAAAUUUCAUUUACAAGAUUUACAAAUUUAAUAAAGCAAUAGAAUAUUGGAUCAAUUUUCUAAUUGCAAAAUUGCAAAAAUUUCAAAUUUAACGCUUUACGACCCCUUCAUCCAAACAAGGGUUGAAAUAUAAUAUUAAUUUGAUUUACAAGAUUUACAAAUUUAAUAAAGCAAAUUUUCAAAUUGCAAAAUUGCAAAAAUUUCAAAUUUAACGUUUUACGACCCCGUCAUCCAAAGAAGGGUUGAAAUACAAUAUUAAUUUUGCAAAAUUAAUUUGAUUUACAAGAUUUACAAAUUUAAUAAAACAAUAGGAUAUUAGAUAAAUUUUCAAAUUGCAAAUUUAACGCUUUAGGACCCCAUCAUCCAAUGAAGGAUUGAAAUACAAUAUUAAUUUUGUAAAAUUGUAAUUAAAAAACGAUCGCGGUAUUUAACGUGUUAAGGAAACGUGAUAGGCAACUUCAGAACCCUGAAGAACCGUGAUAAUCGUGAUCAGUCUAAGAAACACCAGGAUGCUCUGAAUGGUACACUAUUAACGAAAGAAGAAGAACCUGCCACAGAAAGUAAUUAAAAUAGAUCCCAAAUCCGUCCUCGCGAGAUGAUGCUGAAUCCACGAACGCUCGUGGUUACCAAUUGACCUCGGGUUCACUAAAGUAGGCCAGUCUCGAAAAAAGAAAAAAAAAAAAAAAAAGAACGGUAUUUUUCCAGGUUUGACGAGAAAUUUAUUUUUGAUCGUGUGUAGCCUUUAGCUAGCUGUCUGUCCACGAUGUUUUCACCGAAACGCCGCGCCGGUUAGGCUGAUGAAGCAAACAUGUCCAUAGAAGAAUAACGAACUGUCCAGAUGUAGCGAGUUUCAAGCGUUUCGUUCGAUACAUUGCUAAACUUACGCGCUUUGUAAGUUUCCUAGAAGGAAACGCGAUUAACCCUUUCGUUACCACCGACCAAUUACAGUGGUUCCCUGUGAAAUGAUCACCGCAACAUUUCAACAAUUUUCUGUAACAAUUAAAAACAGAAAUACCUGCGUUAAGAAAUGUCUGCUUGCAAGUGAAAUUUUAUAAACAAUACUAUCUUAUUUAUGUGGGCAUAUUGAGUUGUACAGACUUACGAGAAUAGCGAAAGGGUUAAUAACUAAGAUUCUGAUGAAUUCGAAGGAGACUGAUCACGAUCGCGCGUGUUCUCAGAGUUCCGAAUUGGAACAGCGAUAGAUACAGUAGCGGUCGAAUUGUAAGGCGCACACUUGGGACCGGAUGGAGUCUUACGACGCCACAGCUGAUUAAAAAUUAUUUCAACACAAAUAUAGUCGUGUUUGGUAUCAUUUUCAUCGCGCUGAUCUCCGUAGUUCAAUUAUGUCAAUCUCGUAAUUAUAAAAACGAACAGAAUUCACGCCUUAAAUUCGAGCGCUACCGUGUCCUUAUAAUUCGAAAAACGAACGUCAAAACGAAAGUGAUAGGAACGCGAGAUAACUCGCGACCACGUACAAUAAGACAUAUCAUUUUUCUAAUGCACGACACGGAUAUUCAUGUUCGAUAAAGGGCAUGAAGAUAAAAAAAAAAAACGUAUAGUCCUCAAUCGAUCAUCACGGACCCUUACAGACCUUUCGUAAUGAAAGUGUUACAAUUAAGGCGGAAAUCGUGGAGUCCAUACAUUCCGAAAGUAUAUGAUUACCUAGGGACCGUAGUUAUUAUUAUUAUUAUUAUUAUUAUUAUUAUAUAUAUACAUACAUAUAUAUAUAUAUAUAUAUAUAUAUAUAUUAUUCGCAGAGAUUAGACUCGGCUAUAAUUUAAACGCUAUUUAUUAUACGAAAUCUUAAGGUGUUAAACUUAUCAUCCUAGCGUACGUAUCGACGUCGUGAUGUUUUUCUCGUGAUUUAAAAAAAAAAAAAAUGAAAUGAUCGUAGGUUUGUUCUACAUAGUUGUUACGAAGGGAUUAGUGUCACGUGAGCUUUUUGUCGUACGUAUUUAUUUUAUUUGCGUAAUGUAUAACGUUACUGGUUGUAGAUAAGAGGAUGUAACGUUGUCUGAAAGUAAUAUAGAUUUUUGCUGGUGGGAUGAGACCAAAACGACCCAUAUUCGUUUCAUUCGUCGAAUCAAUUUAUUUAUGAUAUUUUUAAAGAUACAAAUUUUCCUGAAGAUUUUAUCUAAAAAGAAAACUGUUCAAAGUGGAGUUUGUAUCUUGAUAGCCUUCGCUGUAAAGAUUCUAUUUACAUGGAACCAUACAUGCUCUGGUCAUACUUUUUUAUUUGGGUCAUAUUGAUACCAUUCUACCAGGUAUUAAGUACGCUGCUCGUAAUAAACAGUAUACCUACCCGAGCGAUUUUAUCGCGCAACAAAGUGCACAAUUCAGCAAGAAAACUUGAGCAUAGUGCACGUGUAGAGUAGACGUGCAAUUUAGUUGGCCGAUUCAGCGCACGAACAUAAUAAAAAUCCACUAAACGUUUUA